This is a messenger RNA of Protopterus annectens (West African lungfish), 8221 nucleotides long. RefSeq names its product synaptic vesicle glycoprotein 2C-like. The record is from RefSeq and is a predicted model, not a curated record. Bases 94 to 1749 code for a protein of 551 amino acids. The transcript is spliced from 13 exons. Gene Ontology annotation, cellular component: membrane. NCBI's taxonomy places the organism in Eukaryota, Metazoa, Chordata, Ceratodontiformes, Protopteridae. Gene Ontology annotation, biological process: transmembrane transport. Gene Ontology annotation, molecular function: transmembrane transporter activity.
ACUAAACAAGACCAAAUCUUGGAAGCUGAUUUUUUUCCUACUGCGUUUGUUAAGAGUAAAUGGCCAGAGGACAUCUCAAUAGUAAUCCUGGUCAUGUCUCGACGAGGAGGAAGGGAUACAGAAGAAAGACACAGUUAUACGGACUGUGAUCGGGAACCCCUUCUGAUUAAAUCGAGCCAAGUAAUCCGCGAUUUGGACACUGAAGAUGAGACUCUGUACGAAUGUGAGACUUAUAGACCAGAAAACUCAGAUGAUCCAAGGGGUCCAAUGACCUAUGAAGAAGCCAUAGAAAAAGCAGGUUUUGGAUUAUUUCAUAUUAUGCUUUUAUUUGCCUGUGGGUGGGCAAAUAUGAGUGAUGCAGUUGAGAUCCUUUGUGUUUCAUUCCUGUUACCCACAGCACGCUGUGACCUGCACCUCAGUACAACAGACAUGGGAUGGCUUACUGCUAGUGUUUUUCUUGGCAUGAUGAUUGGAGGAUAUAUGUGGGGUAUUCUGGCAGACCGAAGAGGAAGACGACAAGUCUUGUUAUUUUCUCUUGCUCUUAAUGGCAUAUUUGGAACUGCAGCUAGCUUGGCUUCUGAAUUCUGGCUCUUUCUUUUGCUUCGAUUAAUCAGUGGCAUUGGGGUUGGUGGCUCAAUGCCUGUCAUUUUUUCUUACUUCUCGGAGUUCCAGCCACGUAAAAAGAGAGGAGCCAUGAUAAGUGCCCUGGCAACAUUCUGGAUGGCAGGAAAUAUCUUGGCAGCAGGCCUGGCAUGGUUAGUUAUCCCAAACACUACUUUGAACUUCCACAUAGGAACACUGCAGUUUCAGAGCUGGCGGCUGUUUGUAGUUUUGUGUGCAAUCCCUAGUGUGUCCUCUGUAUUUUUGUUUUGGCUGCUGUUGCCGGAAAGCCCAAAGUUCUUGAUGGAGUUAAGUCGUGAAGAGGAGGCCAUUGCAGUUUUUCGCUGCAUCUUCUACUGGAAUCACAGAAGCACAAGAAUAUCCUUUCCAAUCACACAACUGAAACUCUCUCCAUUAGUGGAUAAAGAAAAGACAUCCAGUGGAUAUCAAGCUAAAUUUGACUGCUGCAGAUUCAAACAGGGACUGGAACCUGUGAAGAAGCUUUUCACUCCACCACUGCUGGAAAGAAGCAUCCCAUUUAUUGCAAUAUUUUUCUCCAUCUCCUUUGGAUAUUACGGACUGUGGAUGUGGUUCCCAGAGCUGUUUAAGCAGAUUGAAGAGACUGGAGGAUCUCCCUGUUCUAAUGGAUUCCAUUCAUCAGCCUCCAAGACCACAGAAAAUGUUACUUGUUACCCUGUAAAUACUUCAGUUUACAUAGAGGGCUUUAUAACAGCUUCUUCUAACCUGCCCGGGAAUCUUCUUACCAUCCUUAUCAUGGACAUAGUAGGAGGAAAAAUUCUACUGUGUUCUAGUCUUCUUCUUUCUGGAGUCAGUGUUUUCUUCAUCUGGGCUGUGAAGACAAAAACGCAGAGUCUGAUUAUGUCCUGUUUCUUCAGUGCAGUCUCUGUCAUCACCUGGAAUGCAUUAGAUGUCAUUGGCACAGAGCUCUUCCCCACUCAUCUCAGGUCCUCAGCAUUGGGAUUCUUCACUGGCGUUGGUCGUGUGGCAGCCAUCUUGGGUAAUGUGACCUUUGGGCAACUGUUAGAUGUGACUUGUGCGGUGCCCAUCCUACUGGUUUCUGUCUUACUUUUCCUUGGAGGACUCAUUUCACUCAGGUUACCAAAUACCAAAAAUGUUGAGCUGGAAUGAAAAAGAAAUACUGCAAAAAAAACAGUGCAAGAUUCUGGAAAAAGCAGAAAAAAAACACUAGGAAAAACUGAACUGUGUAAAGGCCAAUAAUACAAAAAGCACCGCAUAACACUAAAUAUGUCAUCAUUUAUUCAAAAAAAAUUAAUUCCUUCCCACAAGUUUUUAAAUGUGGAUUUUCUGCCAUAUCAGCCAUCCACAUUUCAUGAGGAAAUUCUCUUUCCAGGGGCAUUUGGAACAGUAUCCAUUCAUAGAUUUAAAGUUCAUACAAAGGCAGUAGUGUGUCAAACAUUGUAAGCUUUACAAACAAUGGCCUAAAAGUGAGUUAAUAAUUCAGAAGCUGGUGGUAGGAGGCAGAGUUAAUUUUGAGGAUAUAGGUAGAAUUUUAUUAAACUGAUUUGUGAUAAGAGGGUAAUUAAUUUGAGAGAUAAUAUUAGAGGGAAAGCAGAUAAAGAGAAGGUGGAAAAAGGGAGGAAAAUAGAAAGAAUAAGGAGGCUUGGGAUGGGAUAAUGGUACUUUGGCAGAGUUAAAAGUUUUUUAUCUAAUGACUCCUAGGAUUAAUUUCUGCAAUCCUGUCCACUUAUCUAAUUGAAGUUUGAAUUUUGUAGGCUUUUACAUUAAUUUUGUAGGGGAGUAAGACUCUUGUGUGAUGAAUUUAUCCAUGUUAUCAUGGCUUUGAUGUAAAACUAGGUCUUUGAAAUCAGUAAUAACUGACUGAGCUUUUUGAAGAAAGGGUAGCUGCAGAGUGCAGAAUAUGGCAUAAUUUGAAAGGCAAGUGAGAGGUCACCUCACAGGAGUCUAAAGGCCACAGAAAAUCAGGACAGGGAUUUUAGUCUGACCAAAUGAGACUGCUGCUUUAAAUCAUGGAUUCUUUUAGUUAUAACAUGCUGGAGUCUUUAUAGUUGAAAAAGCUGCAUAGAGCUAUACUUGCCAAAUGGUACACAGUAUUGUAAGAUGGGGUGAAUACAUGCAGAUUAAAUGAGAAUUAAGAUGGAUUAGUAUAAAGUUGAUGACCCAACAGAUAAGAGAGCAAGAAGAAUUUUGUGGCAAUACUUGAGAUACACUGACAUAAGGACAGUUCAUCGUUUAUAUAAAUUCCUAAAUCGUGGAUCAAGGUGUCAAUCUUAAUGUGACUUCUCUUUGUGUGAUACUGUGCAGAAGCACUGAUUUUACCAAAAGUUACAAUACCACAUUUCUUUUGUGUUCAGGGUGAGAUUGUGAUUAGAGCAUUGGCAUGAUCAGUGCCUUGGUGGAGCAUUAGUGAAUUUGAAGGGGAGCUUAGGCUUAUCCCCACCUUGCAGUCGACUGUGACUUUAGUUAGCCACAGGUUAUUAGCAUUUGCCUGUACUUCAAAGAAAUAUAUUCUAAAGAGAAGACCAAGUACAGAACCUUGAUGAAAACUACUAGUUGAGAAUUGCUUUUUGUAAUGGAUGACGUAUCUUCUGAUUGUGUUCUAUUGUGCAGCCAGUUAACAAAACAGUGAACUACAAAGUGGUUGACAUUCAGCUGGAUUAGCUUACUUUUGAUGUCAGAAUAGGAGUGGUAUCAGGUACUCUGUUUCUUUGAAAAAGUUCCCAAAACCCUAAACAAGAAUAAGAACUAUGAUAAGAUCUAUGCUUGACAAAGGCUAGUGUGGAGCGGCCAACCUUGUGGCAGGGGAAUAACUAGGCCAUUUCUCCAUUUUUAGCUACCCGUCCUAUGGAGAGACUUUUAAUUGAAGAUAUUUAGGAAAGGUUUGGCUAAGUGAUGCUCUACGCUUACAAGUAAUAGGAAUGUUGUCUGUUCCCAAAGAGGUGGGUCGUUUUUAUUUUGGAGAGAGCAGUUAAAACUUGGUUUGUUGGUAUUGGGGUGAGCAAGGGUAUAUAAGGGUAGAAAUGAAGUUAGUUUAUUUGCCAUGAUGGUAGCAAUAUGUUCUGUGUGGGUAGUACCAUAUAUACUAUGAGUUCAUAACAUGACAUUGUGAAGUUUACAUGGAUAACUAAAAUGGGCCUUAUGAUGUUGUUAGUGUUGAUGGCUACUUUGGCUUUGUAGGCAACUUUGGUGGUAUUCUUGAGUUCCUAAUUUUGUUGUUUUACUAAUGACCUAGGUGGGGGCAAGAUUUAUAUAAGGCUAGGAGAUUAAAUUUCUUAAUUUGUUGAAUCUGUUGUCCCAGCAGAUUUGAUUUUAAUGUUUUUACGGUUUUGCUUAUGAUGGAAUGGAAUUGUUUCCUCUAUGUUGUGAUUAAAUAGGUCAUAUAUAUCCCUGGUUAGGGUUGGGAUGUCAUUUUUUGGAAUGUUAUGUUUUUUGAUGAGGUCAAGAAAAUUUAACAGGAUAGCUUUAUUUGAGACCCUAAAAAGUUCAUGGAUUAUUUGUACUAGAGGCUGGUUUUGAAUCAGGAGGUGAUAGCUUAACGGUCUGACGUAACUAGGGAAGGGAAUACAUGUGGGGUUGUGCAGAAAGCAGGGGGACUAGUUAAGACAAAGUUAUGAGGUCUGGGCCACAAGUGAGGACAGUUAAGUAUUAGGUCCUGGGAUCUGAAGUUGAAAAUGUCAAGAAAAGCCUGGCCAUAACAGCUGCUAGUUGUGCAAGAGGAGCAGCUGAUAGUUGGGUAACAAAAGCCUCAUGAUAAAAAUGGUAUUUGGUUGACUUCCAGCUGAUGGAGCAUGUUUAAGUAUUCAACAUGUUUUUCCAGGGACAUAGAGGGGGACUUGUAAUGAAUGACACAGUAGAGAUGCUUUGUUGAGUGCAGUUUGGACUUCUACUAACUCAAAACUGAGGUUAUUUUGGGAAUGAGACACUUAGGAUAAGAUCUCAAAUUUGCCUCUACCAUUAAAAUUUGUCCUGAAUAAGUGAUGUGUUUGAAUCUGUCGACUGGAACCAAGUUUCAGUAGAAAGACAGAGGUGUAUGUCCCCCAGACAAACAAAUUCACAAGUUAGACAUUUUGCUUCUGAGGCUUAUGUUGAACGGGGCAACCAUAAUACCUGUCAGAUUGGAAUUUGUCAGGUUAGACUGUGUACUUUGAAUUUAACUAAAAAAGUCACUAUGGGCAUGGAAAAGGGGUUUUUUUCAGUAUGCUUAAAGAAAUCAGAGGGUAGUUGCAGCCCAUCCCAGGUGAUGCAGAAAUAUAUAUCCAUCAUCUUUUCCCGGCUGUCACAAACUGGAUUCCAUAGAAUGACACCAUUAAUAUAGGAAAUGAAUAAAGCCAAUCAUGGUUGAUUUGUACUUGUAUAUCAUUCUAGGAUACACAAUGAGAGAUUCACCAUGUCUCUCUGCAUCUCCUCCAAGAAAGACCACCUGAGACUGUUCAACCUUACACAAGCAACAACAAUGUUAUUACUCAUACUGGGGCUGGGCUGUUUCAAUGUUUGGAGACCCCGGUGAAAUACCUUAUCCUAGCACCUGAGAAACAACUGAUCUUCACCAGUCCUUUGCCAGUCUGGUGACUGUAGAGUCUAUGUGCUUGACAGUGAAAUCACCAGUAACUAGAAUACCUCUGGUGUUGGCAUCCCGUUUUUGCUAUAGGUCAUUUGCAUUAAGGGCACCAUUUUUUAAUUUAGUACUUCUUUUUAUUAGUAUAUGCCAAUAUGACAAUAGUAGGUAUGAACAUCUUGUUUCCAUGUUUGUAGUGGAUUUAUAGGAUCUUGAGGCUGUGUGUGGUUGAAGUGCCCUAUCCUUUGUCUUGGAGGACUUUGUUAGGCAUAGACUACUUCAGCAUAUAUUUACUGAUGAUGGGAGAGAUUUGCCACCACCAAUUGUACAUAAGUGCACCUCUUGCAGAUGGACUUUGUGUUAAGUAAUAUUAGUGGAUUGUAUAAGUAUGGGGCAGUUACUACACUGCCUUAGGAAGUCUAGAGAAAUUAGGCUGGCUGAGGAAACACAAUUAAUAAACUGUAUAACUUCAUAGUUUACAGCAGUAUAGCUAGAGUCAGAUACUGACUAAAAAGCUUAGUUGUGGUUUCACAGAAGGUUAGUCACAGGUUGGAUAAGGUAACUGCAGCAGACUAUAAACAAGUUGAAUGCUACUGUAGUGGUAUGCUUAUUCUAAACAGUGCAUGAAAUAGUGAAGAGACUGCAUGAAGUUAAGAUAGCAAGGGGAGGAUUGCCAAGACUUUGUAUAGAUUUGUGUUAGUCCUUGCUAGUAUAAAUGCUAUGUAUCAAGUUCCCCUUGAACAUAUGAAAUGAGAACCAAAAUAAGCAGUGGAAUAUUUACUAACAGAAAAUGUAAAGGCUUGCCAGAGUGAGAUGCUGCCUUCAUCAAGGUUAAUGGAUUACUUCUUCACUAAAGCCAGAUAUUACAAUAUAAAAAUUGUUAGCAGUAGAAAGAAAUUGCAUAAAUAAUGUACUGUGAAGAAACAAAGGAGAUGACAGAACAUUUGCCACAAAUAGUUGUAUUUAAGUCACUGUGGCUCUCAAUUUGCAUGAAGUAAAUUGUCAGCUGAGGUGAAAGAUUGUUAAGGGCAUCACAAAAACAUAAAACUGAAAAAUCUAGACACACUGGAUUUGAUAACAUUAUAAAGGUAUAUUUAUCUGAUGUAAUAAGUCUGGCUAAGAACUGUGAUGAUAUGCAUAAUAUCAAAAUAGUAGUUAUUACUAAAUUGUGGAAUUUAUCAAAUGUAUGCAUUGAUAGGUUCAAGAAAUGUGAAUGUUUUAGAGAAUCGACUACAGAAGAUGGAUAUCUUAUAUUAACUCACAAUUCAUUGCAUACAAGAUUAACAUCAAAACCUGUGGGAAAUAAAAAUGUUGUCAGUGGUUCUAGAAAAUGUAUAGUCAUAAGAACUUAAGUUUAAUUGGAUGUGACAGGAAACAAAAUUAAGCAUUUAAGAACUAAGUGAGCUUCUUGAAAAACUAAGACUGUUGCCUGAGACUGCAAUUACUUUAGUUGAUUUUAAUUAUCCUAAAAUAGACUGAGAUAAGAUGUCUUGCACUACUCAUUACAAACACGUUUUUAGACUAUGUAACUUAAGAUGUACGCACAGCUGGUGAAUUUUAAUACCAGACAUAACAAUAUACUUGACUUAAUUGUAACAAAUAGUCCUAAUUCAAUAACUAGUAUGGAUGUUAUUGGAACAUCAGAUCACAGUGUAAUUAUCUAUGAUGCCAUAUGGCACAAAGGUAGCACCAAAUUUGCAGUCAUUUGACAUAAGAAAACUGACAGAUACACUGAGGGCAUCUUGGCAGGUAAGAAUGGGGAAAAUAUGUAACGAUGAAAAAAGCUGUGGCUGGAAUAAAUUAAAAUUCAGAUGUGUUACUGCUGUAGUAGAAACUUCUACACUAAUGGAUGUCAGUAAAUUUAGAAAUAAAAUGCAAUAUUUUUAGGAUAAAAAGUUUAAGUCCUUGUAUUUUAAGAAAAGGAUGCAUGAGAUAUACAAGAAAGACUUGAUGUGAUCACUAAAAUGGUAAAGGGGCAUUUCAAAAGUUAAAGCAAGGUAUUAAAUUCAGGUUGCUUCUUAAAAAGGAUAAUAAAAAAUCAUAUUAAACCCAUUUCCCCAAAAAAGCAAAUAUAAUUUUUUUCGCAGAAAUAAGCUUAUAAAAACAUUAGUUCUCACAAAUGUGUAUCCCAAUUGAUCAGCCUUUCUUAGUAAAUAUUUGUGUUUAGAAGUAGAAACUUUCAAUAUGCAUUUUGCAUCCAUAAACAAUAGUUCAUCUUUAAAAGAUAACACUAAGUUCACAUCAAAAAUCCGCAGUAAAACCAGCUCCUCACAGACUGCUGAGACAUAUAUAAGGAAAAUUAAAGUAAUAGUAGUGUGAGUCCUGAUUUGAUACAAGGACCAUUCAUAUAUUUACUUCAUAAAGAGUUACUAUCUCCAUGGUAAAAUAUUUUCAACUGUUUGCUGUCUAAAGGCUGUGUGCCAUGCAAAUGGAAAUAAUAUAUUGUAGUAUCAAUACACAAAGGUGGCAUUACUAAUUUAAUUUAGUACUUUAAUUUACAUAGGCCUAUAAGUUUAACUCAAAUCUUAGGUAAAUCCUUUGAUAAAUGUAUACUAUCAAUACUAACAGGACAGAAUAUUUAUAAUAAAGGCCUUUGACAUCACUUAGCUUGAUUUUAUUAAAAGUAGCUUUACUAUGUCAAAGUUAGAGUUUAAUGGCGUAAAUUUGACAGAGGAGUAGAAAUUAACGCUCAUUAUUUAUUUAGACUUUGCUAAAGCUUUUGAUACUUUGCCCUCAUUCAGACAUUGUUGUCAUAUCAAAGCAUGAUACCAACCAUUAUAUUCAGAGUUAUGGAAUAACUUAUAAAAAGAACACAGGGAUUCUUUUUGGGAGACCAUGUCUAAAAAUAAUUGCUUCCAGAGUACCACAGGAAUAUGUCUCAUGUCCUGUUUUUAUUUAGUGUUUGCAUCAUUUCCUGAUGUUUCCCAGUCAUGGAUCAAAGAAUAUGUAAAUGGAUGCAAAAUUGUGAAAAUCAUUGCAUCAAACCUGGAUGCUGUAAGACUGAAUGACUGUUUAGGUAGAAUUAGUAGGUGGAGAAAAAAGAAUCAUAUUAAAGUCCCCCCCCCC